AUGAGUGGGAUUCGCAAGGGCCUUGCUACGCGUAUGAAGGAAUGUUCACCUCUCGGAAUAUAUGUACAUUGUUAUGGUCAUCUUUCAAAUUUGGCUCUUCAGGACACCAUGACUGAAAUUGAAACUCUCCGUAAUGCCGUCGGUACUAUCCAGAGUCUUUACAAUUUCUUACACGGGAGUACCAAGCACCAUGCUUUAUUCAAGGACAUUGAAGUUCAUCAAGAGGAUGUUGCGCUUACAUUAAAAUCUUUGAGUACCACUAGAUGGUAUUGUCACAGGGCGGCGGUGAGGGCCGUGCCAGAGCAAGUGCCGAGGAUAAUGGAAGCCCUGGUCACUUUAUCAAAGGUCUCAAGACCUACAACGAAAGUAAUUCGCUUCUCCACUCAAUUUGUGACUUGA
Messenger RNA from Pocillopora meandrina, 399 nucleotides. NCBI's taxonomy places the organism in Eukaryota, Metazoa, Cnidaria, Anthozoa, Scleractinia, Pocilloporidae. The record is from the annotation of a GenBank genome assembly.